This is a messenger RNA of Platichthys flesus (European flounder), 3958 nucleotides long. It is a transcript of the gene mafba, whose product is annotated as MAF bZIP transcription factor Ba. Gene Ontology annotation, biological process: regulation of transcription by RNA polymerase II. Gene Ontology annotation, molecular function: RNA polymerase II cis-regulatory region sequence-specific DNA binding; DNA-binding transcription factor activity, RNA polymerase II-specific. Gene Ontology annotation, cellular component: nucleus. The record is from RefSeq and is a predicted model, not a curated record. NCBI's taxonomy places the organism in Eukaryota, Metazoa, Chordata, Actinopteri, Pleuronectiformes, Pleuronectidae. The coding region runs from base 2277 to 3347 and encodes 356 amino acids. The transcript has a single exon.
CUGAUCAAUAGGCUCCGGUCGCGGCUGUGCUCAAGCGUGGAUAUGAGGUGGAAACGAAAUGAUAAUCCAAUCGAUCCCUCCAAUUGACUCAUUUACAAGCAGUUCCCUCUUCUUUUUAUUUUUUUUGCAGGGGAGCGAGACAUUUGCUCGCAUCGCUCCUCUGUUGUUGUCUCCUCGGACAAUUAAAAUACAGAUCAAAUCAAUGAUAGACACACACACACUCUCUGAAGGAUCUGAUCCUCAUUGGCCAAGGCGACCUGUUUAGACAGAGUCCGUGCAGGUGAUUAAACACGUGGCAGUGUGUGUUCAUGACACUCAAACGACAGGGAUUAAUAGUUGUCGGUCAUAUUCGCAGGACGUGACCUUUGCAGCGAACAAUACGCGUAAAGACGAUUAAGCAGCAGACGAGAAGGAAAUCCAGGUUUUGAAGUUGCAGCGUCUCAGAUCGCGUGUUGUCCACACGGGGGCAUCCUUGAGCCUGUUUUCUGCCGAGUCCACCAUGUCGUGAAGCUGCGCGGUGUAAAACAAAGUGUCCGAGCCAAGAGAGGAGCCUGGUGUGGGAAUCUGGGAGCAAUAACGGGCUGCGAGCGAAGUCCACUUUACUUGCACCAAAAGGAAUCACACUUAACCUAUAAUGGCUGUAACACAAGGUCACACAAACACAGCCAGGAGCGCUUGGGUCCUCACCGGAUCAAGUUCGGUGCAGCGAGGUCACGAUAUAAUCACCAGUGAGGAUAACAAAUGUAUAAUCAAUGCCAGGAGUGAUAUGGUUUUAUUAUGAUUGUUGAUUACGUGGGUCAGGUGUUGUUUAAAAUUCCGAGUCUGACUGGAAGCCAAGUGUGUGUGUGUGUGUGUGUGUGUGUGUGCGUGUGUGUGCGCGCGUGUUUGUGUGUCCUUAGCAGAGAACACGAAGUUGUGCGUCCUUGUUUGCAAGAAAAGGUCCAGAUUUAACUUGGAUAAUCAACACUAAUAAUCUGUGGUAUCGCUUUACUGUUGUUGGUUCAACCUUAUCGGGGAUUGGUUAUCUUGUGGUCAACAUGUAUAAUGUUUGUAAAACAUUUAUUGAGACAAACGAGUUAAGAAAUGAACGGUUUGAGUCCAGACGGAAACACUUUGUUGAUUACUAAAGUUAAAUUAUGGGAUGGAUCAGGAUGUCUAUUUCCUGUUUCUAUCAGUUAAGACACAUUUUUCUGGGAAAUGAUACAAAGUAGACCAGUCGUUAUAGACACAUUGCACAUUGCUUUUUUUUAUAUGAACUGGUGUUAAUGUAAAAUAUAGAUUUUUGGGGGGUAAAUUUCUAAGUUGUGUCAUAAACGUGCUAUAGAUCAUUUCCACUGAUCUUACAGCAGUACGCUGAAACCCCCUGGUAUCCCCCUCACUAGGAUCUGGAGGUGCCGCGGGGACGGUGCCCGCAAAGUGAAGGCAUUUCUCUCUCUCUCUCUCCCUCUCCUCCACUUUCCUCCCACCUCCUGCUUUUAGGGAAGUCGGUCAGCUGACUGUCUGAAGCUGACAGGACUGCGCGGUGCGCCCUCCUCUCCGCGGCUCUGCGCCUCCUCCUCUUCCUCCGUUCGUGCGCAGAGUCCCGCUCCCAUUGGAGAGCCGAGCGCCACGGAUCCAGCCUUUCGGCGCGACGUCACGGCGCGCUAUAAGGAUAAAGCGCUGGCUCGCUCCGAGCGCAGUCUGCUGGAUACCAGAGAGCAGGACAGAGCGAGAGAAGCGAGCCUUGAAACCUCUGCGGUGCAGAGCUGGAAAAGCUGCUUCUCAGCGAAAUUCAGACGCCCUAUAUUUACCCUGCUUCUUUGCUCCUAUUCUUUUCCUGGAGAAAAAAGGGGACUUACUACCAAGAAGUUGCAACGAGGACUGGUGCCCGUCUCUGCGACCGAUUGUGGUAUUUCUUUUAUUAUUAUUAUUUAUGCAGAUUUCUUUUUUUGUGUGUUUGAAAACACUUCUACUGAAGGGACUGAGCUUUUUAUUUUUGCACUGAGACGCAUUGCUUUCUUCCUCCUGCCUGGUCUCCCUGCCAGAUUACCCGGGCAGAAGUAGGCUACAUGACGCAAACCGUGAGCAGAGCAAUAGUCUGAAAGUUUUUCCUCCACUACUUUUUUUCCGUUUUCCUUUUUUUCCACCUCUCACACGGUGGUUCAUGCGAAAGCAAGUCCGCGCACAGCGGUGGAGGAACCAGAAGAACUACUGCAUGAAACAAGAGAAGGGAGAAGAGACGCUGAUUAAUAAAUCCGUUUUUGCGACGCUUGCAAAUACCGUUUCAUAUCAGCAGCAUGAGUACAGAGCUGAGCAUGGGUCCGGAGCUACCCAGCAGCCCUCUGGCUCUGGAAUAUGUCAAUGAUUUUGACCUGAUGAAGUUUGACGUGAAGAAGGAAGGCCUGGCCGGGCUCGAGCGCAACGGGGUGCGCCAGUGCAACCGCCUCCAACCCCAGGGCUCAGUGUCCUCCACCCCCAUCAGUACACCCUGCAGCUCGGUGCCCUCCUCGCCCAGCUUCAGCCCCACAGAGCAGAAGAACCACCUAGAGGAGCUGUACUGGAUGCCGAACAGCGGGUACCAUCAGCAGAUAGACCCGCAGACGCUAAGCCUGACCCCGGAGGACGCAGUGGAGGCCCUGAUAGGAUCCACAGCCCACGGCCACCCGCCGCCUCCGCAUGUCCAGCAGCAGCUGCAGCAGCAAGGCUCUUUCGAGGGCUACAGGGGCCCGCAUCACCACCACAGCCACCACGGCCACAACCAGCAGCACCAUCACCCGUAUCCGGGGGGCAUCCCGCACCACUCCGAUGAGCUGUCCGGGCACCCGGGCGGACACAGCCACCCACACAGCCAGCAUCACCAUCUACACGGCCAGGACUCCGACAGCUCCCCGCUGUCCCCGGACGACCACGAGCCGCUCCAUCACCACCGCCACCACCACCACCACUCGCACGGCCACCUGGGCCAGUCGGGCUCGCACCACGGCAGCGGGAGCGGACUCAACGUGGAGGACCGCUUCUCCGACGACCAGCUGGUGUCCAUGUCGGUGCGGGAGCUCAACAGACACCUACGGGGCUUCACCAAGGACGAGGUCAUCCGCCUCAAGCAGAAGAGGCGGACCCUGAAGAACCGGGGCUACGCGCAGUCCUGCCGGUUCAAGCGGGUGCAGCAGAAGCACGUGCUGGAGAACGAGAAGACGCAUCUGAUGAACCAGGUGGACCAGCUGAAGGCGGAGAUCGGCCGCCUGGCCCGGGAGAGGGACGCCUACAAACUCAAGUGCGAGAAACUGACGGGCUCGGGUUCCAGUAACGGGUUCCGCGAGGCGGGCUCGACCAGUGACACCCCGUCAUCCCCAGAGUUCUUCGUGUGAGUUGUCACAAGCCUUUUUUCCCUCACAACAAAACUUUGCCCCCACUCCACCAACAUCUUCUCCUUUUUUGGGGGGAACUGAUGAACAAACGAUAAUAAUCCACUCCUCCCAUACUGUUUAUGAUAAUAACCCUUAUAUUAGAAGAGUAAUCCAUCAAAUAGUAUCCUCAUAUAUAACCAUCUCUCCAUCCACGUGUCAACUGAGAUACAAAGAGCAACGUAGAGAUCAGUCGCAGUAUCUUUGUAGAUUAGUUGCUUGUAGUGAAGAGACUUUUUUUUUUGUUUUUGUUCCUCCUCAAAGAAGCGGAAGGAUCGACUGAUGAACUCUUUUUUUUCUUCCUCUCUCUCUCUCUCUCUCUCUCUCUCUCUCUCUCUCUCUCUCCUUCCUUUGAGGCUACAGCUUUUAAAUAACCUGUAAGUAGUGUGGGAUGGCGUCGAGGUGUCGUUGUCUUGUAACUCUCGUAUGAAGCGACAACAAGUAGCCGCAGGGCCAUGGCCUCGCGGGCUGCGACUCACAUUCGACAAGUGGGCCCGUGAAUCUGAGGAAAAUCUCCAAAAAGCAAGACUCCACUUUAUGCAAAACUUCUGUCUGCUGACCCGUCACAGGGUGGG